Messenger RNA from Xiphophorus couchianus (Monterrey platyfish), 1282 nucleotides. RefSeq names its product heme-binding protein soul4 (gene soul4). The record is from RefSeq and is a predicted model, not a curated record. The transcript has 6 exons. Lineage: Eukaryota; Metazoa; Chordata; Actinopteri; Cyprinodontiformes; Poeciliidae. Gene Ontology annotation, molecular function: heme binding. The coding region runs from base 156 to 899 and encodes 247 amino acids.
GAAACUCAGCUGCUGACAUCAGGCUUUUAUUCUGAAAGUCUUGGCGCAGACCAGUAGCCGGAAGCAGAGAAGCUUCUGAACUGUUUGGACCGUCGGAGCUCCGAACUGACCUGAGGAACAGGUGCGACCAGAACACGGUCCGGUCCGCUGCCGUCAUGGCUUUGAUCUCACUGGAUGACCUGGAGGGAUUGGACGACGAGCAGCUGGAGGAUGACAUCACCGACAACACCGAGCCAAUGGGGGACGAGGAAGGCCUGCUGAGCCACUGGCAGGCGGUGGCCAGCACCCACCAGGUGUCUGUCCCUGCAGAAAUGACCGGGCCGAUCCAGGAAAUGACCCGGAACCGCCAGCAGAGGGAGCCGCUGCCCUUCGUCCUGAUCGCCCGCCAUGAGAAGAUGGGCGAGGUUCUGUACGAGGAGCGGCGGUACCCAGCCGGGUUCUGGGUGGGCUCACGGAGCGGCGAGGAUCUGUACGAACAGAGCAUCUCCCUCGCCUUCAUGAAGCUGAUGCGCUUCAUCUGCAAGGAGAACUCUGCAGGGCGCUACCUGGGCAUGACCGUACCUGUGGUCAGCAGCGUCCAGGUGAUAGAGGACGGCAAAACUUUUGAGAAGAGUGUGGAGACGGCUUUCUUUCUUCCCUCCGAGUUCCAGAGUAGCGCACCGCGCUCCCUCGAUCCCGACAUCAGCGUCACCUACCGGGAGCCAAUCAGAGUAAUUGCAAGGACGUUCUAUGGGACAACCACGGAGCAAACGGUGGGCUGGCAGAUACGCGUCCUGCGGGAACUGCUCGACCCCGGUGACCCCGGCGUCCACGGCGACCGCUACAUGGUCGCCGUGUACGACAACCCUGGAGCGCCGCAGCGCCGCAACGAGAUCUGGUUCAUCCGCAGAGAGCCGUAGGAUCCGCCCACAGAGCUCACCUUGUCGAUGGACCAAUCAGAACACUUUUUUGUAAACCGUUUCUGGUCAUUGGCUCACAUACAGGAAGUUUCCUCUGAUCGGUUGCUGCUGGAAGCAGCUCUAACUUCCUGCGCCCAGACAGUCUGACAUCACUUCCUUUUCUCCAAUAUUGUGAAGUCACUUCCUGAUUGAUGUUGGGUUCUACGUCCCUCCAACACAAUGACAUCACUUCCUGCUAGCAGCACGUUGCUUCUUGUCCUGUAAAUGAAAUACUCAAGUUUUUAUUGUUUUUACAUGUUAAAAUGUUUGGAGGCGAAGCCAAAUCCACGGAGCUCCACCUCUCUGAUGCAUUCAAUGUUUCUUCAUAAAAUCUGAAUUUUUGA